ACGCGCACGUUCAUACAUAUUUAUAUACCCACUGAAAUUCACAGACACAUACAUGUAAAUACACAACGACACGCACCAAAACACAAUGUGUUGUAAAUACAAUUACAGUUGCAAGAAGUUUCUGAACCCUUCAAACAGCCCUGUCAGUCAUCACUCACUGUCCUCAAUGAAAGAGUGAAACGUGCAGUCGUUUGUGUUAUUAGUUUAGCCAAGAAGAUCUUAAAGGAAGAUCAGACCAUAGUUUGGGAUGGUGACGGUCUCCGGCUCUCUGUCGGUUCUGCUGGACUCGGUGUUGUGUGCUCUGGGUCCGCUGGCCUGUCUCAGAACUCAACGGCUGUCCACAUCAUGUGCUGUCAAACACUCUGGACAACAUCGCAUACGUGAUGCCGGGUCUGUGAAGGACUCGUGUCCCGAUGCUGCUGCCAGCUGCUCCUCAGCGUCUGAUCAAACAUCCACUAAAGACUUUACGACUGGCGCAGUUUUGCACUGCAACUCACAGACACUUCAACUUUUAACAUGCUUCUCAAACCUGCGCUCCAGUUUUAUCUGAUCUAAUGUUGAUUUUGUAUUUCUGUUGUUUUUCCUCAAUAAAAUCCAUUUUAGUAUGUUCUUUUAACUCUGGAGUGGGCCGUGGGUUUUGUAGUUGGAAUAUUUUGGGUUUGAGAAUAUAAAGUGGGCUUUCAGAAAUGAUUCAGUGUGAAGCGUUCUCAGCGUUACAGACAUCAGCAGGAGUUUCUUCUCUAGUCCUGAUGCAGAGAAUCUCACCGGGCGAGUUAAUUCAAAGUUAACCCUAACUCUUCCUGAAUAAAAACACAUCCGGUUUAAUGUCACAGAUGCUCUGUUUAAAGAGACUUGACGCAUCUGUGAGCUUGAGGUUAGACACUAGAUUGUUUCUGCGCUCAAAAACUAGAUAAAACUCAACUCAUGGAGUCUCUGGAUGUGAAAGUAAGAAGUUGAGCUUUGUAGAAACAGCAAGUCCUCCUGUCCUGCUGAAAAGCCUGCUCUGCUCUCAGGUUUAGAGGGGUUUUGAGCACUUCUCAGCUGCCCAGGGCCACAAACCUUAACAACUGAACACCAUCGAACCAGUCUAGGCUGGGUUCAGAGUCGUGUGAGCGGCUGAUGCAGGUUUGGUGGGUCUGGGUGCGGCUGCAUCGCUGUGAUUCACACACAAGACAAGAGGUGUGACACGUCUCUGACACGAGAGGACACACACAGAGACGCUUCCCACUCAGAUCAGCAGAGAGAGACGGACACACAUGGAUUCCUCUGAUCAGGUCGGCUCUGGCCGUUCCCGCUCCGAGCUGUGUUUGGUUCUGGUGGGCAGCAUCGGCUGUGGGAAGACCAUGACAGCGGACACCCUGCUGGGUCAGAGCUCGGCCCCGGGCCCCUCGGCCUCGUCCCGCGUGACUCAGAUCCGGAGCGGACUGUCGGGGGGCCGGCGGCUGAGCAUCGUGGAGACCCCUCGCUGGUACUGGUGCGGUCAGGAGCUGGAGGCCCACAUCCAGGAGGAGACCCGGCGGUUCCUGGGCUCCAGCGCUCCCGGGCCCUUCGUCCUCCUCAUCCUCAUUCCCAUCGGGGAGUUCACGGAGGUGGAGCGGCGCAUCCCGGAUCAGCUGGAGCGCAUGUUUGGGCCGUCGGUGCUGGGUCACACGCUGGUGCUGCUCACCUGUGGAGAAUACCUGAUGGGCCGCGGUCUGGAGGAGUACCUCGGGAAGGAGGCGGGGCUGCAGGAGGUGGGGAGGAGGUGUCACGGCCGCUGCCACGUGAUCAGUAACCGCAGACCUGACGACAGACAGCAGGUCCUCGCUCUGCUGGAUAAGGUGGAGCAGAUGCUCCAGAGGAACGGAGGAUUUCACCUGGAAACACACGGGAGACACGUCACAGAGCAGGAGAAAACAGAGAUGAAGCUCAGUGCAACCAGAGGCACGGUGUGGAACGGAGGAAAACAAACACAAAUCAAUACGUUUGGAGAAACAGGAAGUGAUGUAAUGACUGAGAGACGCCUGAUCAACGGGCUUCAGUCGCAGCAGCGCGAGUGUGAGGAAACACACUCCCGACACACACCGCUGGAGAGAAGCCCGAGCUUCACACUCAACAAAGGUGCUGAAACCAACCGGAUGACUGAACGAACACAUGAAAGUCCUUCAGCUGAUCCAGAAGUGUCCAAUCCUGUUCCUGGAGGCCAGAGUUCACUGCAGCUCCAGUUAAACACACCUGAACCAGCUGAUCAGGAUCUGAUCUGCCCUCGAGGAGCAGGACUGGACACGCCUGAUCUAAUCAAACUAAUCAUGCAAAUAUUAAAGCUGAGAGACGUGUUGCUGCUAAUUGUGGUUAUGCACAAAAAAACUGUGUGUUCUGUCAAACAGGUCACAUCACUUCAGACCAUUGUGCAUGCUUCCUUCGUUAAAUAUAGAGCUGUUUUACUCAAAAAAGAUACCAAAGACUAUAAACCUUAAAAAUCCACAGAUUAAAGCAAUAAGCCCCAAGAAGCCGUGGUUUACAGUGAAUUUAUAACAGCUAAG
Molecule: messenger RNA, 2522 nt
Organism: Sinocyclocheilus rhinocerous
Lineage: Eukaryota; Metazoa; Chordata; Actinopteri; Cypriniformes; Cyprinidae
Product: GTPase IMAP family member 6-like
Exons: 5
Coding region: 1257-2456 (399 amino acids)
Molecular function (GO): GTP binding
Source: RefSeq, a predicted model, not a curated record